Molecule: messenger RNA, 2822 nt
Organism: Helicoverpa armigera (cotton bollworm)
Lineage: Eukaryota; Metazoa; Arthropoda; Insecta; Lepidoptera; Noctuidae
Product: nuclear cap-binding protein subunit 3
Exons: 3
Coding region: 167-1558 (463 amino acids)
Cellular component (GO): nucleus
Molecular function (GO): RNA 7-methylguanosine cap binding; mRNA binding
Source: RefSeq, a predicted model, not a curated record
UCUGUGGUUGUGACUGAUUGACAGCAAAGCGUUACUCAACACUGAAAUCGAAGUACUUUUAAUAAUUAUUGUUUUGUUAAUGGUAGCAAAGUAAUAAUUUACUCAGUUACCUUUGUUAUAAAAACUUUGGUUAAACAAAAUUGAUACAAUAUAGUAAAAGUACAAGAUGGAAAGAGAAGAUGGUGAAAUGAGCGAUGAUAACGAAAUGCAUGUUGAUUGUGAUGAUGUAAAACAACCAAUUUCAUUCAAUGAAGAUUGCACAGUGGUCUACAAAGCUGACAAAGCUGGAUUAAUUAUUGAAAAAUUGGAGAAAGUGGAUGCCUCUAAAAUAGAGGAAAGGGCAAAAAGAUUUGGUUUAAAUCUUACUGGAAAUAGAGUUAUCACACAAAGACAAAUAGAUGAACUGUACCAGAAUUUUGGCAUAGAAAGUGGAAAUGAGAGGCAUUUUCGCUUUGAUGCUAUCAAUUUGAAUGGUGUUGAUGGGCUUACUACAAAAGAAAUAUUCCAAUAUUUAGAAGAUUAUAAGCCACUGUCUCUUGAAUGGAUCAAUGAAAUAUCAUGUAAUGUUGUCUGCCAGGAUCACAUUUCUGCUGCAUUAGCAUUGUUAGUUCACUCAAGGGAAAUAAGAGAUGAAAACUUAAAGCAAAUGCUUGCUGAUAAAGCUAAUCAUCAUUGGAGAGAAGGUAUGCCACAUCCAAAAAAAGACUUAAUAUUAAUGAGAUUUGCUACAAAUGGAGACAAGAAAAUUAUUAAGAAAAAACCACAAAGUAAACAUAUUGAUGAUUAUUAUGAUCAAACCAUGGAUUCUGUAAGUAAAAAUCCGUGGGGUGAGCUGUGUCAAUCUUGGGGAGUGUAUGAUCACCAGGAAGUUUUUCAAAGGCAACCAAGAUAUAGAGACGAAGAUGAAACAGAAGAGCCAGAAAAAGUUGUCAAAAUCAAAAAUAAAAGUUUAGCUAGUCGAUUAGGUAAAAGACAUAUAGAUAAAGACAAUUACAAUAAAAAAGAAGUUGAAGAUAGCGAUUCUGACACAGAAUGGAAAACUAAAUCUAAAGCACCUAGAAUGAGGAUGCAUGCAGAUGAUGAAGAAUCUAGACAAAAGAAAAAAUUGGCUAUGCAAUACACUAAAGAACCAGAUGAAUUUUCACCACUAUCAAUUGAAAUUGAAAAUUCUCGUAGCAAUUAUACUCAGAAGGAACACACUAAGCUAUCAGAAAAAUUUAAGAAGCAUGAAGUCCAUAGGAAAAAGCACAGUAUCCUAUCACGAUUAGGUGAUAAAGUAAUUCCUGCUGAAGAAAGCCUUUCAAGUGAUGACUUAUCUGAAAACUCUGAUAGUAAUGUUAUGAGUCGAGUUCACAAAGUAAAUAGCUCUAGCAGUGUUUGGUCAAGAUUAGAUAUGAAAUCCAGCGAUUCUAUAAAUACUCCUGACCAAAGUGACUUGCGUCAAAUUUUAAAAUCAAGAAAAAAUAAAAAAUCUGAUGACUUAAGGGGAAAAUUAGGUAAAACAAAACAGAGUAAUUUGAGAAUUGAAUUUGACAAUAAUUAUGCUCAUGAUUUAUAGUUGUAUGUUCAAGACUAGUAUAAUUCUUUACUGUAUGUAUACACUGAGACUAUAGUUUGAUAUUGUUUCAUGGUUUUAGGGUUCCCUAUUGUUUUCGCUCCUCAGUCUUUCCGUCUGUCACCAGGCUGUAUCUCAUGAACCGUGAUAGAGAGUUGAAAUUUUCACAGACAAUGUAUUUCUGUUGCCGCUAUAACAACAAAUACUUAAAACUAGAAUGCAUAUCUUUGUAUUUUGAAAUUAAUAAUCAUGUUUCAGCGUCACCUCUGUUGUAUCUCCCAUGAAAUGUAUAAAACUAAGUCCAAUGAAUUGCUGCAUUGUGAAUUUGAAUACAGAAAUAGUGAAAAUAUAUGUAAAUUGUGCAUAUAACCUGAUGUACCAUGUAAUUAUAGACACAAAUAAUAAAUAACAAGUCUUAGUGUAUGUAUACGUACAGUUUAUCAAGUUUUCUAGCUAAUAUUUUUUCAGUUGGAUCCAAAAACCCUUUUAGGUUUCUAAGUUAAUUUUUAAGGCUUUGAUUUAAUAGACUUCUUAUGUUCUAAAAACAAGUACUGCAAAAGUACCUUCUUUUUUUAUUUGUGGAAGUCCAACUAAAUAAGGUAUAUUUAGGAUAAUUCUACUUUUUAGUUUUGUAAUGAAAUUGACUUAUUGUAAAGCCUAAUGAAUUUGACUAUGAUUGUACAUUCAAUCUAAUGUUUACCUAGAAAUAAUAAUGUCUAAAUUGGUCAUUAGUAAGAUUAUACAUUUGGUCAACAAGAUAAUUAUGAAGAAAGUAAUGGUGGGAAACUAAAUUAAGCAACAUGAUACACAUAGAUGAUAUACAAUACAAGAGGGACAUGAAUGUUUUAUCACGAUUUUUGUUUGUUAUAUGUUAAUGUAUUUGCACUGAAAUGUUUUUCAUGAAUGUCGCUUUUUUGAUUGUAGGGUGGCAAAGUACAGGAAUGUAAUAAUAUGGAGACUAAAGAUAAGAUUUUUGUCACCCAUGCAUUAGAAAAUUACGUAAUGUAUCUGCAUAAUAAUGUUUUGCUGUAAUAUAAAAUAUAACUUUAUGGUAAAAGUAUGAUUUAUUACAUUUAAAUAUGUAUCCCAAUUUAAGAGCUCUUGGUUUAAAUAUCAAAUUGGGUUUGAAUUACCUGUUUGCUGUGCUUUUCGCAAAAGUAACAAACUAUAUUUUACAUAUAUUUAUAUAGAUUAGGUUCCUUGCCAAGGACAAUUCAAGAUUUUAGAUCUUAUUUUUUGUGAGAAAUCAUCAGUGUGCCAGUCUCUU